AUGGCCUACUCUCCGACAGCCUGCCUGGUGGUCACCAUCGUGCUGCAGGUCCUCGUCCUGGUUGCAAUCGCGCUGCGGCUCUAUGUGCGAGCUGGUGUAAAGGGGAAUAUCGCAGCGGAUGAUUACAUGGCUGUUUUGGCAACUGUGCGCAGCAACCUUUCCCGGCCCCCCCUCUUCAGCUUUAUACUUUCUAUGCUAAACACUCGCCCGUUCCUCAAGGCUUCCUACGCAGGUCUUUCGAUCCUAUCUAUCAUUGCCAUGGCAAACCAGGUUGCCUCAUCAGGAGGCCAUCAAGAGAUUGUUCAACUACUCUUGGACAAGGGAGCAGAUGUCAAUGUGCAAGGUGGCAAUGCUCUCCAGGCCGCUUCAGCACGAGGCUAUCAAGAGAUUGUUCAACUACUCUUGGACAAGGGAGCAGAUGUCAAUGCGCAAGGUGGCGAAUAUGGGAAUGCUCUCCAGGCGGCCUCAGAGGGACGCCACGAAAAGAUCGUCAAACUGCUCAAAAAAAGGGGCGCCACCACCUCGUUCCCAAAGCGGCCCCGCUCUACGACGGCAACCAACCGAGCAAAGAAACUUCGUCUUUCUGCAUCUUCUGAAUAG
Aspergillus calidoustus is the source of this 600-nucleotide messenger RNA. Lineage: Eukaryota; Fungi; Ascomycota; Eurotiomycetes; Eurotiales; Aspergillaceae. The record is from the annotation of a GenBank genome assembly.